CAGCUGUGUAUAUAGCACCCUCGCCCACUCCCCAUAGGUUCUGAUAGCGAGUUUGAGGGUAACAGACACAAUUGCCUUGCAUGACCUCGUGCGCUCCAUCCCACCUCGGAUGCUAUAUGGAUCAUACACCUCGACCGCAUCCGUUCUACCACGAAUCAAUCAUACCACAAAGGCGUCCAACUAACAAAGUUCACAGAAUGUACCGUAGCUAUGUGAUGAUAUUCAUUGUUCCUUUGAUGUACUUACAUUACAUAGCCUGUGGCUCAGGGAUCAAAGCACUAUAUAUUGCGUGUUGGCAGUAUUCUCUUCUUUCCAUCUUUCCAUCUAUUCGCACCUACUGUCUACUCUGAAUUAUCAUGUCUAGCAACAUCCCUACGCUCAAUUCUCGAGCAGCCGUCAUAGAUCUGUCUGAUUGUCUGGGCUCUCUAUACCACCUUCUCGACACUAUCAAUAACAUUAUGAAACUCAGUCACUUGGAUGAUUGUGAACUGCAACACUACGGGCACAAGAUAAUCACUCUGACGGACGUAAUUAUAAUUUCAAUUCUUGUAAACUCUUCAAUAAUGCUCUUGGUAAUUAAGGUCGUGUGCAUGACUCUCAGGUAUCAGAGAUUGGACCUGUCAUUGGGGCUGUUUGCUCUUUGUUCUAAGAAAUUUCCACCGUACAAGUCAGCGUACUUCAAAUUACUUGUUUGGAUCAGAUGGCGGAAGGCCGCAUUUCCUGCUGGCCUGAAUGAUCGAAUCAACGUGCUCUUGUUUACUAUCGGCCAUGGUUUUGUCGUACAACGCAAGGGAGUCAACCCUCAUGCCCAACUGGGAAUUGAAGAAUUACUAGUCCCCAGGAACACGAACCCACUAGAUUAUUGGAUAAUUACCAGCAACGCUACAGCGCCUGCUGCUGCUGCUGUCUCGUCGGAACCAAAAACAUCCACCAGCCCCUCCGAAAUACCUAACAAGCGAUGA
This is a messenger RNA of Suillus subalutaceus, 962 nucleotides long. RefSeq lists its product as uncharacterized. Bases 357 to 962 code for a protein of 201 amino acids. Lineage: Eukaryota; Fungi; Basidiomycota; Agaricomycetes; Boletales; Suillaceae. The transcript has 3 exons. The record is from RefSeq and is a predicted model, not a curated record.